Raphanus sativus (radish) is the source of this 441-nucleotide messenger RNA. RefSeq names its product WUSCHEL-related homeobox 7. The transcript has a single exon. The coding region runs from base 73 to 441 and encodes 122 amino acids. NCBI's taxonomy places the organism in Eukaryota, Viridiplantae, Streptophyta, Magnoliopsida, Brassicales, Brassicaceae. Gene Ontology annotation, biological process: plant organ development. The record is from RefSeq and is a predicted model, not a curated record. Gene Ontology annotation, molecular function: DNA binding; DNA-binding transcription factor activity.
CCUAAUCACAUUUGAAAAAAAACAUAUUCAAACCGAACACUAAGAACUCUUUUCUUAAAGCUACUAGAUCUAAUGUCGUCAGGAGAAUUCUCCACUAGAGCUAGAGGGCUAGGUAAUAACAACAACGGAGGUGGAGGAACAGGGACAAAGUGUGGAAGGUGGAAUCCAACGGUGGAGCAAGUGAAGCUUCUGACGGAUCUGUUCAAGGCGGGGCUACGAACACCGAGCACAGAUCAGAUUCAGAAGAUCUCUAUGGAGCUGAGUUUCUACGGUAAGAUCGAGAGCAAGAACGUGUUCUAUUGGUUCCAAAACCACAAAGCUAGGGAAAGACAAAAGCGCCGUAAAAUUUCCACCGUCGACUUUGAUCAUCGUCAAGACACAAAUCUCUCUAUUCCUCAACGACACAACAUAAGUCAUCAUCAACAACCACCUAAAGGUUAA